Gadus chalcogrammus (walleye pollock) is the source of this 8471-nucleotide messenger RNA. Its product is annotated as A disintegrin and metalloproteinase with thrombospondin motifs 20. The record is from RefSeq and is a predicted model, not a curated record. Lineage: Eukaryota; Metazoa; Chordata; Actinopteri; Gadiformes; Gadidae. Gene Ontology annotation, biological process: extracellular matrix organization; proteolysis. The transcript has 39 exons. Gene Ontology annotation, molecular function: metalloendopeptidase activity; zinc ion binding. Gene Ontology annotation, cellular component: extracellular matrix. The coding region runs from base 348 to 6116 and encodes 1922 amino acids.
GCUCCACGACCUAUAGGGGCGUUGCUUGCCGAGUUGUGAUCGCUUGGGUCCAUGGAUGGCUAGUCGAAAGCUUACUUGGCACUGAUCCCUCCUCUCCGUAUAGGUUAAAUCAGACAGCGUUCAGGAGGAAUGUAUCGCAAAUAGUUGGGUGUUUAUAGCGGUCAGUGGACGCGAGUUCAGCAAUGCGAUGAGGGCAGUGCACUUUGCAAGACUUGUGCUGCAGGGAGCCUCCGCAGAGCCCGCAGAGACCGGUUGCUGACAAGCCGGGGUGAAGAGCCGCUGUAGGAUAGAAGGCUCUGGGCUUGCCUUGGAGGGACGAGAGCCUUGGCUUCUUCGCGGAGGAAAUCAUGCAGUUUGCAAUCUGGCUGCUUGGACUAAUGUGUCACCUGUCAGCCCUCGUCCGGAACUCUUUAGAAUACCGAUUGCAUCCGAAACAAGAAAGUUUCAUCAAACAGUUGAAAUCCUACGAAAUCAUUACCCCGCUCCGGGUCAAUGAUUUCGGAGAGUCGUUCCCCCACAAGCUGCACUACAAGAGGAGACGGAGGAGUUUGGAUGACGAUGUGUCGGGCUCACAAGCCCACUACAGGAUCGAUGCAUUCGGGGAACGCUUCCACCUCAACCUGACCGCCGACUCCAGCUUCAUCGCCCCCUCCUACGCCGUGCAGCACCUGGGCGCGGAGCCCAACGACACCGCCGACUCCCACCACUACUACCCCCAGGACCCGAGCAAUAUGCGCCACUGCUUUUUCCGAGGACACGUCAACGCCAAGACACACUUCCCCGCAGUCUUCAGUUUGUGCACUGGCCUAAUUGGGACGUUCACGAUGCAUGACGGCGAGUACUUCAUGGAGCCGCUGAUGGGCGCCGAGGGAGAGCCGUACGCCUCAGAGCACAGCAAGCCCCACCUGGUCUACAGGCAGGGCAGGACUGGGGAGGCCCCCCCGGCGGAGCCCUGCGCCGCCUCAGAGAACAAGGCGUCCGGGCCCGUGGUUCUGGAGAACAACAGGAAUAUGGCGGAGCAGCUGGAGUCAGUCAGCGACGCCAUACGCGAUCAACAACCCAACCCCGGCCCAAACACCGACACCAACCCAGGCCGCAACAACACCACCAGCGGCCCCGCCGACACCCACGGGGCUCGCAGCCGACGCAAGCGCUUCUUGUCCUACCCCCGCUACGUGGAGCUGAUGGUGACGGCGGAUGCCAAGAUGGUGCGACACCACGGACGCAACCUGGAGCACUACAUCCUCACAAUCAUGUCAGUAGUAGCAGCUGUGUACCGGGACCCCAGCGUAGGCAACCUCAUCAACAUUGUGAUUGUCAAGCUCGUCAUUAUCCACAAUGAACAGGAAGGCCCAACGGUGAACUUCAACGCCGCCCAGACCCUCCACAACUUCUGCGUGUGGCAGCAGGCCCAGAAUGUUCCUGACGACAGCCACCCGUCCCACCACGACACCGCCCUGCUCAUCACCAGGGAAGACAUCUGCCGGGCAAAGGACAAAUGCGACACAUUAGGACUCGCGGAGCUGGGCACCAUGUGCGACCCGUUCCGGAGCUGCUCCAUCAGCGAGGAGAACGGCCUCAGUGCCUCCUUCACCAUCGCUCACGAGCUGGGCCAUGUGUUCAACAUGCCCCAUGAUGACAACCCAAAGUGCAAGGAGGCGGGCGUCAAGCACCAGUUCCACGUCAUGGCGCCCACGCUCAACUACGACACCAGCCCUUGGUUCUGGUCCAAGUGCAGCCGCAAGUACAUCACAGAGUUUCUGGACACUGGAUAUGGGGAGUGUCUGCUGGACGAGCCCACAGCUAGGAAGUACGAGAUGCCCACUCUUCUUCCCGGUCAACUCUACAACGCCAACAAACAGUGUGAACUGAUGUUCGGACCUGGUUCCCAAGUUUGCCCAUACAUGAUACAAUGCAAGAGGCUGUGGUGCACGAGUGCAGAGGGGGACCACAAAGGGUGUCGGACACAACACAUGCCCCCGGCCGACGGCACGGAGUGUGGGGACGAAAUGUACUGCAGACACGGGAUUUGCGUGAACAGAGAGCUGGACCUGCGGCCGGUCAACGGAGAGUGGGGCCCCUGGGGGCCCUACAGUGUGUGCUCCCGCUCCUGUGGGGGGGGGACCAGGAGCACCAGCAGAGACUGCAACAAGCCUGAGCCCAGAAAUGGCGGUAAGUUCUGCGUGGGUCGCAGGAUGAAGUUCCGCUCGUGCAACACGGAGCCGUGUCCGCGCGGGAGGAAGGACUUCCGCGAGGAGCAGUGCUCCCAAUUCGACGGCAAGCACUUCAACAUCAACGGCCUGCCCCCUGCCGUCCGCUGGGUCCCCAAGUACAGCGGUAUCCUGAUGAAGGACCGGUGUAAGCUGUUCUGCCGGGUGUCCGGCACCAUGGCCUACUACCAACUGAAGGACCGCGUCACCGAUGGCACGCCCUGCGGCACCGACACCUUCGACAUCUGUGUUCAAGGACUCUGCCGGCAAGCGGGCUGCGAUCACGUGCUCAACUCCAAGGCGAGGAACGACAAGUGUGGGGUGUGCGGAGGGGACAACUCGUCCUGCAAGACCCUCGUCGGGACCUUCAACGACGCAGAGUACGGUUACAACACGGUGGUCCGCAUCCCGGCCGGAGCCACCAACAUCGACAUCAAGCAGGUCAGCUACUCCGGCAAGCCGGAGGACGACAACUACCUCGCAUUAUCCGACGGCCAGUCCAACUCCCUGCUGAAUGGGAACUUUGUGGUGGCCAUGUUCAAAAGGGAAAUCAACUUCAAGGGGUCUCUCAUCGAAUACAGCGGAUCGGACACCAAAGUGGAGCGCAUCAACUGCACGGAGCGUAUCGAGGAGGAGCUGGUCCUGCAGGUGUUGUGUGUGGGGAACCUGUACAACCCAGACGUCCGAUACUCCUUCAACAUCCCCAUCGAGGAGCACCGGGAGCAGUUUAUCUGGGACCCGUCCGGGACAUGGCUGGAGUGCAGCCGCAUGUGUCAGGGCGUGAGGAGGCGUAAGGCGGUGUGUGUGCGUAAGAGCGACCACCUCGAGGUGUCGGACCAGCGGUGUGAACACCUGCCACGUCCCACCGGCGUCUCUGAGCCCUGCAACACCGACUGUGAACUCAGGUGGCACGUGGCGGGCAAGAGCGAGUGCUCGGCCAAGUGCGGGCCGGGCUACCGCAGCGUGGACGUCCAGUGCAUGAAGUACAGCCUGCAGAAGAGGCAGAGCGAGAGGUCUCCACCCAGGGCCUGCGCCGAGCUCCCCAAGCCCCAGGCCAGGGAGCCCUGCCAUGGGGACUGCCUGCUGAAGAGCUGGCAGUACAGCGCCUGGUCGCAGUGCUCUAAGCCGUGUGGGCGCGGGUCCCGGAGCCGGGAGUCGUACUGCAUGAACAACCUGGGCCGGCGGCUGGUCAACCGGGACUGCAACGAGCACCAGCGGCUCGUCACGGAAACCUGCAACGACCAUCCCUGCCCCAAGUGGUCGUCCAGCGAGUGGAGUGAGUGCCUGGUGACGUGUGGGAAGGGCAUGAGGCACCGACAGGUGACCUGCAGCAUGGGGGUGGGCGAGGAGAAGCUGAGGGAGGAGCUGUGUGAGCCCUCGUCCAAGCCCCCCAGCGUGGGGAGCUGUGAGCUGCCCGGGUGCUCCUCCUGGCAGGUCGGCGUCUGGGGGCCGUGUGCGGUGACCUGUGGCCAUGGCUACCAGAUGCGGGCCGUGAGGUGCGUGUCGGGGGCUUACGGGGACACGGUGGACGACAGGGAAUGCAACGCCGCAGCUAGGCCGAGAGACAGCCAGGAUUGUGAGUCACCAGCCUGUCCCAGGGCGGCCCCUCAACACAGCACGUCCCGGCCCGACCUGUCGACCCAGUGGAGGUUUGGCUCCUGGACCACGUGCUCUGUGUCGUGUGGGAAGGGGCGGCAGGCGCGCUACGUGAGCUGCCGGGACGCCCAGGGGGGCGUGGCCGACGAGUCGUACUGCGCCAGCCUACCGCGGCCCCCCGAGGCCUCCGACUGCUUCAGCCCCUGCGGACAGUGGCGCGCCGGGGAGUGGUCCACAUGCUCCCUGACGUGCGGGGGCGUUGGCCGGGCCACCAGGCAGGUGGUGUGCAGCAACUACCACCAGCCCGUGGACCCGUCCUUCUGCGACCCGGACGAGAGGCCCGGCGCCGGGCAGGAGUGCACGGCGGCCCCCUGCACCUCCACCUCCUCCUCCGUCUUCCAGAGGCAGCGCAGCAACGAGCAGCCCCACGGCUACCCCCAGGACCCGGGCCACCGGAGCUGGAACGUGCCCUCGUCGGACAACCAGUGGCGGACCGGUCCCUGGGGCGCGUGUUCCAGUACGUGCGCGGGGGGCUUCCAGCGGCGGGUGGUGGUGUGUCAGGACGGGGACGGACGCUCCAACAGCUACUGCGACGAGAGGGUGAAGCCAGCCGAGUCCAAGGGCUGCGACUCGGGCCCCUGUCCGCUGUGGAACUUCGGCAUCUGGGGCGAGUGCACCCAGACCUGCGGGGGGGGCCGGAGGACCCGGCUGGUGGUCUGCCAGCGACCCAGCGGCCAGAGACUCUACGACCGCAACUGCGACGUCCUGGAGAAGCCCUCGGACAUGGAGCAGUGCAACCAGCACGCCUGCCCUGGCUCCGCCUCCUGGCACCGCCGACCAUGGAAGCCGUGUUCUGUGAGCUGUGGCCGAGGCAGCAGUCAGAGGGAGAUAGCCUGUGUUUACCCCAACGGAACCCAAACAGAGGAGCAGAUCUGCGGCCAUCUGCCCCGGCCCCGGGCCCAGAAGGCCUGUCGCACGGGCGCCUGCCCCGUGUGGAAGGCACACAGGUGGACCGAGUGUUCUGUGAGCUGUGGGCCGGGGCUGCAGAGCCGUCACGUCUACUGCCGACUGAAGGGCAGCGGGCGUGUGGGCCCGGAGCGCUGCGACCCCCACACCCGCCCCGCUGACCACCAGGCCUGCCUCACCAGCGAGUGCCCUCACUACACCUGGCUGACUGGAGAAUGGCAAGAUUGCAACGCCACCUGUGGGGCCCCGGGGACGAUGGGCAGGGCGGUGGGCUGCGUGGGCCCCGGGAUGACCCCCGUUCAGGAGGACCACUGUGGGGCCUCCUCCCCCUCCCGGCCCCCCUCCCGGCAGGCGUGUAGAGGAGCACCUUGCCUCCACACCUGGAUGACCGGGGCUUGGACCCAGUGCUCCGUCAGCUGCGGUGUGGGCUACGAGCACCGCAUGGUGUCCUGCUCCGGGGCCCCGUCGUCCCCGGGCCCUCACCCGUACGCCGGCCCCGCCUCCCCCAGCCCCCGGUGCCCUGGCCCCCAGCCGCCGCACGCCAAGCAGUGCCUGCUCAGGGCCUGCCCGCACACGGCCUCCUGGAAGGUCGGCCCCUGGACCAAGUGCUCCCAGACAUGUGGCGCAGGUGUGAUGGAGCGCCAGGUAGAGUGUCUCACAGCCAAAGGCCAGCCGUCCAAACACUGUGCAGCCGACCGUCCAGAGUCCCGCGCGGCCUGCAGAGAGACAGAAUGCCAGCAGUUCACCUCCUGCCGGGAGGUGCAGGUGCGGCAGGGUGUGAGAAUGGACGGGGAGUUCUACCUCCGGGUCGGACCCCGGAUCCUACAGAUUUAUUGUGCGGAGAUGCAGAGCGACUUCCCCAAGGAGUAUGUGACGCUGCGCAGCGGGCAGACAGACAACUACUCGGAGGUGUACGGACACAGGCUGCUGAACCCCUUCCAGUGUCCGUACAACGGCAGCCGGCGGCAGGACUGCGAGUGUCGUCAUGACUACACCACGGCCGGCUACACGCUGUUCCGAAAGGUGCGCCUGGACCUGGACUCGCUGAGGAUCAUGACCACCGACCUCCAGUUCUCCCACACCCCGCUGGGCCGGCCGGUGCCCUUCGCUUCAGCGGGGGACUGCUACAGCGCAGCCAAGUGUCCGCAGGGCCAGUUCAGCAUUAACCUGACAGGGACCGGUCUGGCAGUGGCAGAGGCCACAAAGUGGACCUCUCAGGGUAACUACGUCUCCGUCAAAGUCCACAGAUCAGAGGACGGCCGAAGAAUCUAUGGCCGCUGUGGCGGGUUCUGUGGGAAGUGCAUGCCACAGGAACACAAUGGCCUGCUCGUCCAAGUCCAGUGAAUAGUAUGGUGGGACCGCCACUCCUCAGCGCCUGACCCCAGCCGCUGCAGUGACGGGAUGGUGGUAAGGGGGGGGAGGAGGGGGUUCUGUCAACGCCUCACCUUACAUCGCUCGUCCAAUCAUCGCCUUCCAAAACGGCAGCUACUAUUUCAUGUCUUUGUUUCCGGUGUACUGAAGACCACUUUACAGCGCUAUCUCGGCUCUGGCGUGCUGCCAGUGCAUACUUUUAUACUAUGUUAUUGUAUCUACGGCUUUGCACGUAAGGGACUUCAUGUUACAGAUGGGACGACGAGAGGCACCCACGCUACAUAAAUAAGGGACAAUCUACUCACAAGGUCACAGAAUUUCCAUUUAAUGGAUUCUAGGAGCCAAUUAUUUUUGUAACUGCCAUUAAUAUUAUUGCGGUUGUUUUGUUGCACCAUCAAAGUUCUCCACCACCCAGUAUUUACAGAUCUACGCCGUGCAAUUGUCAAGUCUGCAUGGUGCUGCAUGGCGCAGAUACAACUCUGCGGUACACACUGUGACUGUGUAAUGACUAACAGCAGUGCUGCCAGAAUGAAUCAUGGGUACGUACUUUGAUUAGGAGUUUCCGUGUUAACAUCCAUAGUACAACACCGUUUAAUUACAAUUGUAAUCCGUGCAUCUUGGAAAAAAAACAAAACAGUUGCAUAUUCCUGUGAAAUAAUUCACAAUAGGGACGGGCAUCGUUAAACGAGGUAAGUAAGAGAUGGGUGUUUUUCGUAGGUUCUGUAUCGGUGCCUUGUAUGUAUCAUGAUCAGCCGGUAAGUGAAACGGCACAUGACGACAUUACCGCGAGGGAUUCGAGUAGCCGACACUGUAAAUCGUGACACGUCUCAUGUAAAGACUUGAAUCAUGAAAUGAGUAAUAGAUCUCAAUGACAAACGGUUUGGGAGUUACAUGUGUAUUGCUUACCUGCCUUUUUCUCAGAGUCCAAAAUAGCUCAAAAUAGUUCUCAUGUAUGUGAAAGACAAUGAUCAGACCAGCAUUUUGGUGAGCAUGUUCCAGACCUCCCAUGUCCCUGUUUUGAAAAUCAUAAUUUGUUGAUUACAGGUUACUUUUAAGUAUUUGUUUUAUUUUUUCAUUAAGUUGUUUUAUUUUGAAAAUCCAAUUGUGUUAAAAGGUCACGUCCUCAUUACCGUCCAAGAAGUAAACAGGGUCAUCUCUAUUUUGCUCUUACCCCUCUCACUUUCUCUCUCUCUCUCUCUCUCUCUCUCUCUCUCUCUCUCUCUCUCUCUCUCUCUCUCUCUCUCUCUCUCUCUCUCUCUCUCUCUCUCUCUCUCUCUCUCUGUCUCUCUUCCUCUCCCUCUCUCUCUCUCCCUCUCCACAUCAUCAGCAACCCCUACCUCUGUCUUGAUCAUCCACACUACUGAAAUGUACUGUACAGCAUUCACGUUUCAACGUAUUUAUUCUGUAAUAAAUUGUAGAUAUUAUGUAUAUUUUAAGCGACAGUGAUUACAAAAAAAAGGGAGAAAAAGACUGAUAUCUUUUUUCCAUUAUUUCUUUUAUUAUUUGUGUCACUGAAAUGGUAUUAUUUUUGUAGUGUGUAACCACUAACAGUAAACGACGAUAUAUUGGACAGUGCAUUAUAACUACUGGAACUACUUAUAAUGGGGAUAGGGAAGGUACUGGCAUUUCAAUGGUUGAUGGGUGAAAGGUUGCCAGAUAAUGUCAGGUACCCCAUCGCUUUAGACAAAUCCCUCUUUUUUAGUAGCUGACAACAGGAAGAAAAUUCCCCUACCCGGUUACUACUACUAUUACAAACAGAACAUUACGCGCUGAUACUCUAAUACGAUGCUUUAACCAAAGUUUAUUAGAUCAUAACUUUUUUUUGCCGGAGAAUUCAGCUUGUUUAGACAUUAAAUUAUGGCGGAAAGAACUCAUACAAGUCGGUGAGCAGCUAGAAUCCUUUGACUGUCUGAUUUUUCAUGAAGGUCAACUGUGCUAUAAGGUCUGUAUCAGAAAUUAUAAAAAUACUUGAUGCACUAUGUGCCAUAAAUUGUGUAGAAAGUAAUCAUGUUUGUUUUGUGUGUGUGUGUGUAUGUGUUUUUUUUAAAUAACCAUUAAGAUGUGUAACUUAUGAUUUGUGUAUUUUUAAACUUGAAGUGUAAACGGCGUGCUGAAUAUCAGAUGGGCAUUGAUCUUUUUGUUUGCCAUGUAUAAUCCAAAGAUGUUUUAAAUAUUCUAUAUAUAUAUAUAUAUAAAUAUCAUAUGUAGCUACACUAUGUUUGUAGCCUGCGUUAAAGAAAUGGAUGAUUGAUUUUGGUGCUACUAAUCGUUACAGAUAUUGUGUGUCUUGCUACUAUGCUAACACUGUAAAAAAUAAGAAAUAAUAAA